CGACAAACACCUUGCCACCCUCGAGUGCUGCGGACAUGUCGGUGCUGCUGGAGACGUCGCUCGGCGACAUCACGAUCGACCUCCUGGUCGAUGAUGCGCCAAAAUGCUGCGAGAAUUUCCUGAAACUCUGCAAACUCAAGUACUACAAUUUCUCGCCCGUCCACAGCGUCCAGCCGAACUUCUCUUUCCAAACCGGCGACCCCAUCGGCCCCGGCUCCAACGACAGCGAUGGCGGCCGCUCGAUCUGGGGUGUACUUGACCCCUCCGACCCCGCGAAGAAGACCUUCAAGCCCGAAUUUCAACACAAGCUGAAGCAUACGGAGAUGGGCACGGUUAGCAUGGCGACCGCCCCAGCACCAGACGACCCAGACGAACGAUUUGCGGGCAGCCAAUUCAUUGUCACGCUGGGAACAGAUAUAGACUACUUGGACAAGAAAGCUGCCAUCUUUGGACAGGUGGUAGAGGGUUUCGAUGUCUUGGAGAAGAUCAACGCCGCAUUCAUCGACGACAAGGGCCGACCACUCAAGGACAUACGCAUUUUGCAUACCGUCGUUCUGGAUGAUCCGUAUGAUGACCCCAAGGGUCUCGUCGAACCGCCAGAGAGCCCCAUCCCUUCGGCGGCCCAGCUCGCCACCGUGCGCGUUGCGCACGACGAGACAUUGGAGGAGGAGACAGAUCCGGAAGCUUUGGAAAAGGUCCGCCGCGAACGGGAGGCGCGCGCACAAGCACUCACACUAGAGAUGGUUGGUGAUCUGCCUUUUGCUGAAGUUGCGCCACCAGAGAACGUUCUGUUCGUUUGCAAACUCAACCCGGUCACCCAGGACGAGGAUUUGGAACUCAUUUUCUCUCGCUUCGGGAAGAUUCUGAGCUGCGAAAUCAUACGGGACAAGAACUCGGGGGACAGCCUCCAGUAUGCCUUCAUUGAGUAUUCGGACCAGAAAGAGUGCGAGCAAGCUUACCUGAAAAUGGACGGCGUGCUCAUUGACGACCACCGCAUUCACGUUGAUUUCUCACAGAGUGUUUCUAAGAUCGCAGACGACUGGCGAGACAACGCCAACAUGAAGCGGCGGCGUGCAGCAGGCGGCGGCUUUGGUGGAAUCGACAACCUACAAAGGAAGAAGCAAUAUCGUGGAGACCACGGCCGCGAAAUCGUCAGUGACUCGGUCGUCAAUAACCUUGUCAUUGACCGGGAAGCGCCUUCAAAUGGUAUCAAAGACCGUCCACGCGGUCCAGAUUCGAGACAGAACGGAAGUCGCGACACAUAUGAGCCGCGGAAAGACGAUGGUCGGAGGAGAGACCGGCGAGAGCAGUCGUAUCAUGAUGAUAGGUGGAAGCGAGAUCGUAGCCGUAGCCCGAGGCGGGAACGCCGUGACCGCGAUGGUGACGGUCGGUAUGAAGAUCGUGCUCGGCACGAGGACCGGCGGCGAGACCGCAGCAGUGAUCGUCAUAGGGAUAGCCGGCGAGACAGAAGUCGGGACCGUCACAGGAGGGACGACCGCGGUGAUCGGCGACGAUAA
Messenger RNA from Paraphaeosphaeria sporulosa, 1517 nucleotides. Its product is annotated as cyclophilin-like protein. Gene Ontology annotation, cellular component: nucleus. Gene Ontology annotation, molecular function: peptidyl-prolyl cis-trans isomerase activity; RNA binding. The transcript is spliced from 2 exons. The record is from RefSeq and is a predicted model, not a curated record. The coding region runs from base 36 to 1517 and encodes 493 amino acids. Gene Ontology annotation, biological process: protein peptidyl-prolyl isomerization. Lineage: Eukaryota; Fungi; Ascomycota; Dothideomycetes; Pleosporales; Didymosphaeriaceae.